AUGAUAUUUAAUUCAUCAAAUUUAUUUGAAGAUUUCAUCAUGAGAUCUCUCUUCAGGCACCUGUUCUCCGUUAAUGGAAACCAUCUGAAUGUGUCCCAUCUUAGACAUGAACAGUUUAAUUGGGCGGUGAAAACUCUCUUAAAAAUGUACAGUAGCAGAUGUACAUUGUUGUGCAAGAUGCUGUUGCAGGGUUGUGCUCCCCAAUCUCCAAGCUUUGUUGGCCGCUUUCAUAAGUUAACUGCAGAAGCAAGUGAUCAGAUCCAUAGAGUUUGUUCAUUAUCAAAAUCAUCCAAUACUUAUAAACUACCACCUUCUCCACCGACGAUUCCGAUAAUUGGUAACCUUCAUCAAAUAGGAAAAUUAGCUCAUCGAUCCUUCCGACAUCUUUCUCAAGAGUAUGGUCCAUUGAUGCUAUUGCACUUGGGUCAAUCGCAGACUCUUGUAGUUUCAUCCGCGGAAAUGGCAAAAGAGAUAAUGAAAAACCAAGAUCUUGUCUUCCCAAAUAAACCUUCUAGUACCGCUGCAAACGCGUUAUUUUAUGGAUGUACUGAUAUUGGUUUUGCACCUUACGGCGAAUACUGGAGGCAAGUGAGGAAGAUUUGCGUUCUAGAGCUAUUGAAUGCAAAGAGGGUUCAUUCAUUCAAGAAUGUGAGAGAAGAAGAAGUCGACACUGUAAUCCAAAAGAUAUCGAGUUCAUGUUCCUCAAUGGAAGAGGGAGAAGUAGUAAUUAAUCUUAGUAAAGUACUGCUAACUCUAACAAACAACAUAGUUUCGAGGUGUGCUAUUGGUGCUAAGUAUGAAAGUGCUCAUGAAAACAAAUCUGGUGAAUUAUCAAGAGAGAUUUCAAGGUUGCUGGGAGCUUUUAGUUUUGGUGAUUACUUUCCAUCUCUUGGGUGGAUGGAUGUUGUUAUUGGAUUAUCUAGUAAGCUUAAGAAGAUUUGA
Messenger RNA from Papaver somniferum (opium poppy), 942 nucleotides. Its product is annotated as cytochrome P450 71A1-like. The record is from RefSeq and is a predicted model, not a curated record. Gene Ontology annotation, molecular function: iron ion binding; oxidoreductase activity, acting on paired donors, with incorporation or reduction of molecular oxygen; monooxygenase activity. Bases 1 to 942 code for a protein of 313 amino acids. NCBI's taxonomy places the organism in Eukaryota, Viridiplantae, Streptophyta, Magnoliopsida, Ranunculales, Papaveraceae. The transcript is spliced from 7 exons.